Carassius carassius (crucian carp) is the source of this 1867-nucleotide messenger RNA. RefSeq names its product UV excision repair protein RAD23 homolog B-like. The record is from RefSeq and is a predicted model, not a curated record. Lineage: Eukaryota; Metazoa; Chordata; Actinopteri; Cypriniformes; Cyprinidae. Bases 167 to 1435 code for a protein of 422 amino acids. Gene Ontology annotation, molecular function: ubiquitin binding; polyubiquitin modification-dependent protein binding; proteasome binding. The transcript has 10 exons. Gene Ontology annotation, cellular component: cytosol; nucleoplasm. Gene Ontology annotation, biological process: proteasome-mediated ubiquitin-dependent protein catabolic process; nucleotide-excision repair.
UGUACGUCCAUGUAUCCAUGUGUCUUGUCCAAUUCAGCAAGUAGAUGGCGUCUUCCCACAACACAGGCAUCUCAUCCCUCCAGAAGAUAGCUGAGUCACAUCUCCACGCGCGCUCACUGAAGACACUCACGAGGCUGUAUUUCGCGGGGUGUCGCGCUCAAACAAGAUGCUGACGAUCACUCUAAAGACCCUCCAGCAGCAGACGUUCAAAGUGCAGAUCGACGAGGAGCUGACGGUAAAGGCUCUAAAAGAGAAGAUAGAGGAAGAAAAGGGGCAAGAUGCUUUUCCAGCUGUCGGUCAAAAGCUAAUCUAUGCAGGCAAGAUUUUGAAUGACGAUAUACCUCUAAAAGAAUACAAGAUAGAUGAGAAGAACUUUGUCGUGGUGAUGGUUACAAAGCCCAAAUCUGCAGCACCUCCAGAAGCUCCUGCUCCCGAGCCAGCAGCUGCCGCUACAGUUAGCGCAACUGUCAACGAAACACCUGCACAUCAGCCCUCGACUCCUGCUGCGCCUCCUGCUGUCUCCACAGUGCCUAUAUCGACCUCCACUCCUGCUCCCGCUCCCAUAGAACCAGCGGCAUCAGCGGAGCCACCCGUGCCGCCCAUCACAGCGCCCCCUGCUGCCUCGGAGGCUGCGGCAGAAAAGCCUGAGCCUGUUAGCGUGACUCCCACUCCCAUCUCAGAAGAAGAGAAACAGGAAGCCCAAGAGGAGCAGGCCAUUGCCCAACCAGAGGCCAGCAUUACAGAUGAAUUUGGUAUUUUAGAAGCAGCUGCGUCCAUACUAGUUACAGGUCAAGCGUAUGAGAAUUUGGUGACGGAAAUCAUGUCAAUGGGCUACGAGAGAGAACAGGUGAUUUCCGCCUUACGAGCAAGUUUCAACAAUCCGGACAGAGCUGUGGAGUAUCUGCUUAUGGGUAUUCCCACAGAACCCGAGCAGCCACCACAGGAAGUAGUGCAGCCCACGCCAGUGUCCAACCCCACCCCUCCAGCACCACAGCGACCUCAGCCACCACCUGCUACAGCCGGUGUGGAGUCGGGGGCGGCGCAGACCUUGGUGAACCCGCUGGAGUUCCUGAGGAACCAGCCACAGUUCCAGCAGAUGCGUCAGAUCAUCCAGCAGAACCCUGCACUGCUGCCAGCGCUCCUGCAGCAACUCGGCCGCGACAACCCACAGCUCCUGCAGCAAAUCACGCAGCAUCAGGAGCGAUUCGUGCAGAUGCUGAACGAGCCACACGCAGGUGAAGCUGGAGCUGCUGAAGCUCCCAGCGCACCACAGACCAACUACAUCCAGGUCACGCCGCAGGAGAAGGAGGCCAUCGAGAGGUUAAAAGCUCUGGGGUUUCCAGAGGGACUCGUCAUCCAAGCCUACUUUGCCUGCGAGAAGAACGAAAACCUCGCUGCGAACUUCCUGCUCCAGCAGACCUUUGACGAUGAGUGAACGUUAACCGUUUAGACGCGACGACACUCUGAGAAUGGCAACGGAGAGAAUGCAAGCGCUAGGCCACAUGUUGCGUGCGUGUGUGUGUGUGUGCGUUAAAGUGAAUUGGACGUCGACUGGUCUUCCAUGAUGAUUUUCAUGGAGUUUAAGCUGAAGCCAUUAUGUGACGUUAUUAUCAGCACAGCUAAUUUUUUUUUUUUUUUUGGUAGAUAUAGCCAAUCCCUUACGAUGAGGUGUCCGUUGUCUGUCUGGUUUCUGCUGCUAUCUUUGCUGUGUGCUUCGAGGGAGGUUUUAUUUAUCACAGUGAAACCCUGCCGAAAAACACUCAAGGUCAUCGCUCAUUUCUUACAAUUGUUUGUCGGUAUUAAAAUUGAGACAUUUCAGACGAAGUAGAUGCCAAAUUUAAUUUGUUAACAAUGAAAACAAGCCUUU